Vitis riparia (riverbank grape) is the source of this 1836-nucleotide messenger RNA. RefSeq names its product ubiquitin-like modifier-activating enzyme 5. The record is from RefSeq and is a predicted model, not a curated record. NCBI's taxonomy places the organism in Eukaryota, Viridiplantae, Streptophyta, Magnoliopsida, Vitales, Vitaceae. Gene Ontology annotation, biological process: protein ufmylation. Gene Ontology annotation, cellular component: cytosol; cytoplasm. The transcript has 14 exons. The coding region runs from base 141 to 1424 and encodes 427 amino acids. Gene Ontology annotation, molecular function: UFM1 activating enzyme activity.
CCCAGCGUUACAAAUCCCGAAAUCUAAUAGGGGCAAUUAAAAGGGAGAUAAAUAUACAGAGAAUCCCGGCGGCGCCGGAGGGAGGAUAUCUAAAUUCCGGCGCAGAAAGAGAGAGAGUAUAGAGAGAGAAAAUCUCAACAAUGGAGGUUGAACUCAAAGAGAUGCUCGAUGAUCUCCAAGCUCUCAAACGAUCGUUGCCUGAUCCUUCUCAUCAAGCAUCCAUCGACAAGUUGCAAGUGCAUGUUGAACAUCUUACGAAUCUUGCACAGUAUGCUCCUGCUCGGCGUUCAAAAGUCAAGGAUAUGAGUGCUGAGGUGGUAGAUAGCAAUCCUUACAGUAGGCUUAUGGCACUUCAGAGGAUGGGCAUUGUGGAAAACUAUGAAAGAAUACGAGAAUUCUCGGUUGCCAUAGUUGGAAUAGGUGGUGUAGGCAGUGUUGCAGCUGAGAUGCUAACAAGGUGUGGCAUAGGUCGCCUUCUGUUGUAUGAUUAUGAUAAAGUGGAGUUAGCUAACAUGAAUAGGCUAUUUUUUCGUCCAGAGCAGGUUGGUAUGACGAAAACUGAUGCUGCUGUUCAGACUCUUUCGGAUAUAAAUCCUGAUGUUGUGCUUGAGAGCUACACACUGAACAUCACAACAGUGCAAGGUUUUGAAACUUUUAUGUCAAGCCUGAGAAAAAAAACAUUUUGUCCAAAGAAAGAAGGUAGCGGAGUCGAUCUUGUUUUAAGUUGUGUAGAUAACUAUGAAGCAAGGAUGGUUGUAAACCAGGCUUGCAAUGAGCUGAAUCAGACAUGGAUGGAGUCCGGUGUAUCUGAGGAUGCUGUUUCAGGUCAUAUACAAUUGUUGAUUCCUGGAGAAACUGCUUGUUUUGCAUGUGCGCCUCCUUUGGUUGUAGCAUCUGGAGUUGAUGAACGCACACUCAAGCGUGAAGGGGUCUGUGCUGCAUCUUUACCUACCACCAUGGGAGUUGUUGCUGGGCUUCUAGUUCAAAACACACUUAAAUUCUUGCUAAAGUUUGGACAUGUCUCCCCAUACUUGGGAUAUAAUGCUCUUAAAGACUACUUUCCAACCAUGGAAAUGAGGCCAAACCCUCAAUGUUCAAAUGCUUCCUGUCUGGAACGACAGAAAGAAUACCUUCUAGCAAAGCCGGCUAGGGAUGCUGCAGCUAAAGCAAAGAUGGAGGCUGAAGCCUUAGUAGUAGUAGAAUGCCCAAUUCAUGUUGAUAAUGAAUGGAAUAUAAGUGUUGUUGAUGACAGUGAACUGGAUAGGACAGAUGGCAGGAGCUCAGAUGCCCUUCCAGAAGGUCUUACUCACGAGCUCCCAACUGCAGACGAGUUUGAAAAACAACCCACUCCUGAAACGACCUUUAACUCUGUAGAUGACCUUGAUGAUCUCCGGAGGCAACUUGAUGCUCUAAAUGCUGAUUAACCCCUAUUUUUUAUGGUUUGUUCUAAUACAGCCACUUUCUUUAGCCGAUCAGAGACAGCUGGAGAAUCCAUUAUCCGUAGAACAUGUUCUUCACAGGCAAAUAAAGCAGGUUUGGAUCUAAGCUUCUUUAGUUUUUCAAGCUUGGCUACCAACCAAACCAUGCUUUAUUACUUUUAACAUGAUUUGGGAUUCUUUCUCCCAUUUUUAAUCCCAACCCAGAAACUUAUACAUAAAAAAUGCCUCAUUUCCAUUGGGUGAUUAACUUAUACAAUUUAUACAUGCUGAGAAAAGACGAGUGUUGUACUUUGAGAAAUGAGUGGUUUCUUAUUUUUUUGAUUUUAUGCUUGAAUCCAUGGUGUAUUGCCAAUAUGAAUCUUCCAGGCAUGUCAGUUAUCUGAGUUUUGGUUAAGGA